Solea senegalensis (Senegalese sole) is the source of this 6176-nucleotide messenger RNA. It is a transcript of the gene elavl4, whose product is annotated as ELAV like neuron-specific RNA binding protein 4. The record is from RefSeq and is a predicted model, not a curated record. NCBI's taxonomy places the organism in Eukaryota, Metazoa, Chordata, Actinopteri, Pleuronectiformes, Soleidae. Gene Ontology annotation, cellular component: ribonucleoprotein complex. The transcript is spliced from 8 exons. The coding region runs from base 589 to 1830 and encodes 413 amino acids. Gene Ontology annotation, molecular function: RNA binding.
CCACAGUGAGUGAUACAGCAAGAGAGAGAGCGAGAGAGAGAAAGAGAGAGAGAGAGCAAAAGGGAGGGGAGUUUAAACUAAGUGCUAUGUUUUGGGACAGGCUGAUCUGCUAGCGAGCAGUGUGAGGAUCGGAGUGUAUUGUGUGAGCCAGUGUGCGGGGGACAGAUAAGGAAACCAGCCAGCUCGACCCACCGUCUGCCUGACUGUCUGAUUCCAUGUGCUGACUCUUGGGAGAUUUAAAAAAAAACUGCAUACUGACUCCUUAGACGUGUGCGGAGAUUCUGGGCACAAACUCCACCACUAUAGCUACAACCAGCCGAGGUGCAUCUACAGACAGGAGAGAGAGAGAGAGAGAGAGAGACAGACAAAUAAGAGGACUGAAAAAUCACAACUCCAAAAUCAGAAAAUCAGAGAAAGGAUUUUUUUAUCCCCCCUUUUUUCAAUUGAUUUCAUUUUUUUCUUUCUUUCUCUUUUGUGUUCCCGGGACUGACUCCCAGCCAUUGACAAAAAAAAAGGGGGAGCGAGCAAAGAACUGAAGACAAUCUGAAAACAAAAGGACUGAACGAAUCAAAAACACUGAAUCUGAACAUGUUCGAAAUAAGCCGAACACUCAACGCCGCUUUGUUGAGCAAUGAGGGGUCGACAGAGACACAGUGGCGUCAGGCAGAGCUCCCACAGCUCCAGGGCUGGGCAGAGAAGGGAUUGCUGACACAGCCAAAGAUGAUCAUCAGUAACAUGGAGGCUCCGGUGACAAAUGGCCCCAGUGGAGGCGGCACCACAGCCAACGGACCGACCACCAACAGCCGCGGCUGCCCCUCGCCCAUGCAGACUGGCCCCACAAACGACGACAGCAAGACUAACCUCAUUGUCAACUACCUGCCCCAAAACAUGACCCAGGAGGAGUUCCGCAGCCUGUUCGGUAGCAUUGGGGAGAUCGAGUCCUGCAAGCUGGUUCGUGACAAAAUCACAGGACAGAGUCUGGGUUAUGGUUUUGUCAACUACAUCGAUCCAAAGGACGCCGAGAAAGCCAUCAAUACGUUAAAUGGACUCAGACUUCAGACCAAAACGAUCAAGGUGUCAUAUGCACGACCUAGCUCAGCCUCCAUCCGUGAUGCCAACCUGUAUGUGAGUGGCCUGCCGAAGACUAUGACCCAGAAGGAGCUGGAGCAGCUCUUCUCCCAGUACGGACGCAUCAUCACCUCCCGCAUCCUCGUCGACCAGGUCACAGGCCCCGCAGGCGGCUCCCGGGGUGUGGGCUUCAUCCGCUUUGAUAAGAGGAUAGAGGCUGAGGAGGCCAUCAAGGGCCUGAAUGGACAGAAGCCAUCGGGUGCUGCAGAGCCCAUCACAGUCAAGUUCGCCAACAACCCCAGCCAGAAGACCAGCCAAGCCCUUCUGUCACAACUCUACCAGUCCCCCAAUCGCCGAUACCCAGGGCCCCUCCACCACCAGGCUCAACGGUUCAGGCUGGACAAUUUGCUUAAUAUGGCCUAUGGCGUAAAGAGGUUUUCUCCCAUCACCAUUGACAGCAUGACCAGCCUGGUCGGCAUGAACAUCCCUGGGCACACGGGCACCGGUUGGUGCAUCUUCGUGUACAACCUGUCCCCAGAUUCUGAUGAGAGUGUGCUCUGGCAGCUGUUCGGGCCGUUCGGCGCUGUCAAUAACGUCAAGGUGAUCCGCGACUUCAACACCAACAAGUGCAAAGGCUUCGGCUUCGUCACCAUGACGAAUUACGACGAGGCGGCCAUGGCCAUCGCCAGUCUCAACGGCUACAGGUUGGGUGACCGUGUCCUGCAAGUCUCCUUCAAGACUAACAAGACACACAAAUCCUGAACUUUGACACGUAGAAGCAGUUGCCCCGCAACUUUGUCUGCUCCAAAAUUGCUCGCAACCUCACCCCUCACCUCCACCUGUCCCUUAGCCCCUUCAGUCACUACCACUACCACCGUACUACAGCCAUCCAACACAGCAAACUCAAACUCCAACUGGAACACAAAGCAACCAACAAACCAUCAAACAAAUUGAACUAGAAAUGGCUUAUAUUAUAACUUUGGACCUAUAAGCCAAUGUUGCCUAAGUAUUACAAAAAUGAAAUUAUGAAAAUGUUCAUACGUUUUUGGAAGCUCCUGUGAUAAUGCUGGCUUCUCUUUGUUGUAUAUUCUUUCUGUUUGUUGUGGUUGUUGAAAUGAUUUUCUCUUCUGUGUAAACGGUAGCAAAUCCCUGUAUCCCCUUAUUUCAGAGAAGAGAAUGUCCUUUUUAGAUUGAAGCCUUUUCUCUGUCUUGAUUCAGGAUUUGUUUUUCUUUUGUAAAUCCGGAUCCACUGUCGUUAGUAUUAUAUACCUUCCUGUCAUUGAAAGGGAAGGGGCUCUUUUUUAAUUGGUGAACCAUUCAUUAAUUUUUAGUGUGUAUUACAAACUUCCCCUAAUCGAUUAAGGAUGGGAUGUCACAGUCCCAGUAUCUCUUAUUUAGAAAGAAAAAAAAAAAAACAAUUUCUAACAUUGUUUUUGUUUUGUAUAUCGCAAACAAAACAUGUCUUUCCUCACAGGGGUUCAGGGAGAUGGGGCGAGGGAGGGGAUGGGUUAGCUUUCCUGAUGACACGUUCAGUAAUUUAAGAAAAAAAAAAAUGACAUUGUUGCCAAAGAGAAGAUCUCUUUGCUUGGAAAAAAAAAUGCGUUUAGAAAAAAGAUAAAAAUAAAGAUAAAGAUCUAUUUUUAUAAAUGAUAAGUAAAAUAAUAAUUAUUGAAGAAUUUUUACAAGAAUCUGGAUUUGAAAAAAGAGAAAAAUAUUUUGACUGGCUAACUAGGGAGGGCCGGGGCGGGAGGGAGGGGGCACCACCUUGUCUUGUCGUUCUGCUGUGGUACUUUAUAGGAUCAAAGGUCGUUUGUUUUUGGGGAAUUAAAGUUGGCUGUGAUUUUGUAGAUGGAAGGUUUUGUGAAAAGGGAUGCAGCUGAGGCAGGUGAUUUUGGUAAUUUUUCACAUAUGUACUAGUGCGUAAUUAUUCAACAGCGAUACCCAAAAGGGAAGGGAACGGGGUCUUUCCAAGGCCUAACCAUCCUUACAGUCCAGAGCCCAAAGCAAGAAGACCCUUUGUCCACUUGUUUUCCUGUUUCCUGUUUUCCUUUUCGUCAUCAGUCAAUAUGGGAUAUCAGUAAAUAGAUAUAUACACAUCUAUCCAUUUAGAAAACAUACUAUACAUUCUCUAUAUCAUUUUAUUCGCUCUGCGUUGGUGAACUUAACAUUUGAAAAGAACUUCCUUUUAGCGAUCAACAGUAGGUGCUAUACUACAUUAUUCACAUAUCUUAAAUAUCCAAGUUUGUUGUUCUAUGUGUUGUUUAAAGAAAAAAAUACUUUGAUGUUGGCAUUGAAUUGAGCUGCUGUUCUUUGUUUAAUAUUUGUUUAUUGUUGGCCCGCAAAAAGCUGGUGAGACGAUGUCUGAAUAACCAGAUAAAUGACUUUGGGCCGUGUAAGAAUCACUGAACAAAUUUUUUUCUUUUUGUUUUAGUUUGGCUUGCUGACUUUUAGGUUAUUUGCUGAGCGUGAAACGUUUGUCAAACUUAAUGAUGAUUAGCUAGUUCUGUUAGUCUAGAUAUUUGUUUCCUUAAAGAGGAUCUAUGACAACUGUGUCUUUAUUUGCUGUGUACAAAUAGAUGAUAUAUAAAUAUAUAUAUAGUCUACAUUUGUUUUACAAUAUCUACUGUACUAUCUGAGUUGUCACUGUUAUUUUGUUUGAGCUUGUCUUUUUCAUAUGACAACUUAUGAAGUGGUGGUUCAGUUACUUAGAAAAACUUGUGAGGAAACUGUUCAAUUGUUGUCAUGUUGCUUGUGGAGAAAAAAAAAAGAUUUGGAUUAACUUUCAGUUAACUACCGAGGCAAAAGAAACCGAACAAAAGCGUAGAAUAUAACGAUUACUUUAACAGUUAUUUUACCUUUUUUAAAAAACUAUUUAUUUUUCUAUUUAUUUGUAUUUAUAUAUUUAUUUAUUCUUAUUAUUAUUAUGGAUUAUUUAUCUGUGUAUUUAUGUAUUUAUUUGUUUCAUUGUCCGUGUAUUUGCGUGAUUCUGGUACAGGGAGGGGGCGUUUCUGAGCAAAAGGGAACAAAGCGACUAGUGGAGAGACUCUUCCAGUAGUCCACUGCACUGAAAGAACUUUUAGUACGUUUGUGCUUUGUACCAAUAUAUCAAAAUUACAAUAUAAAAAAAUCUAAAAGUCAAGAAAACUGAAAAAAAUGUCUGGAGGGUUGGGGGACGCUCUUCCCUUAUUACUAGAAACAGUUACUCGCUAUGCAUAACCUAGUUAAUAGUUCAAUUUGCUAUUGCUUUUUUCUUGUCUUGUUAAAAUGGAAUCUUUAGAUCUUUUUCAAUAAAGUUUAGUCUUAAUAGAAUGUUAUAAACAGUCGUUCUGGUUCAAUAUAACCUGUGAUAAGUUUGUGUAGUUCUAAAAAGCCACUCCGUCCACACCCUCCCUCCACUUACUACCGCUUUGUGAUGAAACCUUAUGCAAAAAUGUGGGUCUGAAAGCAUAGUUUUCAGUUUUCAGUCAGCAUUUUAUAUAACAUUCAACUCUCGAAGGAUUGGGCAAAGACAUUUUAAAAGGAGCAAAUGCCCGUUGUUGUUUGAGGGUCAUUCAUUGCACUGGACUAAGUUGGUCAAAACAAGAGUCAAAACUUAUUUUUAAAAAUAUUCAUCAUGUUUUCAAAUGACAUACCAACAAAUCUUUAAAAAAAAAAAAAUAGAGAGAGAAAUUGUUACCAAUGCACACCAACUGUUAUUUACAGCAGUUGUUGUUCUUAUGAAGAACUCUGGAGGUAUGAAAAAGGAUUGCACCAAUUCUAUAUUUUAUAUACUCUAAAAUGAUAUAUAUUAUAUAUUUUGAAAGGUGAAAGGUAAGGGAAUGGUUCCAGAAGCAUAAAUAUAAGGAAUUGGAAUUUCUUUUGUCUGUUGUUAAGACUUGAAAACAUGAAGGAGGUGUGUGGAGAGCAUUUUAAACACUCAGACGCAUGCUCACAUAGUACACCCUUCUCUCUCACACCUCAGUCAUCUAACUGGCCGGGUCAUCUGAUAUCAUCGCCAUUAUCCACUCAUCAUCUCUGCCGUCCAAUAACAUAGUGUUCUUAUGUCAUAACGGCAACAAACCAACCCACCAGACCCUUUCAUGCUCCCCGCCUCCGCCGGGAGCUUGAAUUAUGCAACGACCCCAGUAGAAUGUUGUUCUGAUGUGUGAACUAAUUUCCUACACUGUAUGAAUUUUGAACUCUUACGAUGCGUGCCUGUGUUCCACCUAGACCCUGUGUGCUCAUUUGUUUCUUUGUGCGUGUGUGUGAGCGUGCAUGUCUGUGUGCAUGUUCUUUUAUGUAAUUGUACACUUGUUGUGCAUUUUAUUUCCAUUUGUUUGUUAAUUUGAGGUGUGUGUGUAUGUGCAGUGUAUACAUAUGUUAAGUGUUUGUUAUUGUGUGUCUGCGUGCGUAUGUGUGUGUGCAUUUGGGUCUAUUUAGUGCACAUAUAUAUAUAAAAGUAUGUGUGUCCCCCCUGAGUGCAUGUGUGCGUGUGUACAACUUUAAAACGUGUGUCCAGGUGUGUGUGUGCGUGUGUGUGUGUGUGCGUGUGUACGCAUGUCAGGGUGUUUGAAACAUGGGGCUGUGUCACCUCGCUCUAUGCCCAACCUCUAUGGCUCCCACCAUCCCCUGUAGCGCCUUAUAGUGGCAGCCUGCCAGUAGGAACAAUGCAGCCAGUAGUGGAGGAGGGAAGGUGAACAGAGGAACUAGGCUCUUGUCAGUUUUCAUUUUCCUCCUGAGACGUGUUUGUUUACUAUCUGAAAAAUCUAUAAACAAAAUCUUUAAAGACAAAAAAGAUGAAAAAAUGUUCACGGGGCCCCAUGACCGCGGCUCUCUCUACUCUCUCCUGCUUACGUUAUUACUUAUCAAUUAUAAAUUAUUAUUAUUAUUAUUAUUAUUAUUAUUAUUGUUACGAUUAUUAUUAUGAUUCGUAUUCUUAUUCUUAUUAUUAAUCAAAUUACUGCGAUGAAUGACUUCAUGUUAUCCUUGCUAGUUUAGGUCAUUUCUGAAACUGGAAACAAAAUAAAAAUCUUGCUGUAAAUGUUUGUUUUUUCUUUUUCAUAAAACUGUUGUGUUUGAAUUAUUUGUACUUUUGAAUGUUGGGACAAUAAAAUGAGGUGUUAAGAGCU